This is a messenger RNA of Brachypodium distachyon (stiff brome), 1059 nucleotides long. Its product is annotated as glutathione S-transferase T2-like. The transcript is spliced from 2 exons. Lineage: Eukaryota; Viridiplantae; Streptophyta; Magnoliopsida; Poales; Poaceae. The coding region runs from base 2 to 805 and encodes 267 amino acids. The record is from RefSeq and is a predicted model, not a curated record.
AAUGCUUCAUAGGCAGUUCCAUCUGGAGGAGGAGGCGGCGGCGGCGGCGGCGGCGACAAUGACGAUGGGGAAAGAGGGCAACGGCGCUUACCGUGGACUGAAGCAGAUAAUCUACGUCUGGAACGGAAAAAAGGGAGAAGUUUACUGGAAAGAAGUCACAAAAGAGUAUAAUGAAAACAGUCCAGUUGAUCGCAGGAGGAAGCCCAUCCAUUGCAAGGAUCACUGGGGAAAAAUGAACUGUAAAAUUGUGGUUUUCAAUGGCAUCUGGUGCAGAUUAAAAGAUGUUUAUGUUAGCGGCCAAUCGGACGAAGAGCUUAUGUACAAGGCAUAUGAUAUGUACAAGGAGGAAACAAAACAAUCAUUUACUCUAGUGAACUUAUGGAGGGAGGUUCAUAACCAACCAAAGUGGAAUAGAAUGUACGUGGAUAAUACUGCCCCUCUGAAUCUUGAUCCCAUCAAUGUGGACCCCGAAGAAGGUGAAACUCGUCCAGAAGGAUCAAAAGCUGCAAAAGCAACAAAGAAUGGAAAAGGUAAAGGCACACAUGACACUUAUUCAAGUAGUAUAUCACAUGAUGACAUUCAACUAUAUUAUGAAACACAAACUCUACGAGCAUCAACAUCAGAAAGAACGUCAGAGGUACAUCUUCAACUAUCCAGUGAAAAACUGGCGACAGCACAAGCACGAGAGAGAACAGCACUUGUCACCAGUGAGAAGGCAAUUAUGGAAAAAUACAUGGAUCUUGUAAUGGCCAACACCAAUGAGUUAUCUGAUUUCCAGCGAAUGGAGCAUGAGACGGCGCUGUGAUUUUUUCACAAUAAAAUAAUGGGUGCGGAGAAUAACCAUGACGACUUAUGAGUGCACCAAUCAAUCUUUUUUUAAUUCUUUUUUGUUUAAUUCAAAUAAAGAAGCAUCAAGAUUUUGUUUCCUAUAUAAUUUUGUAGUAUCUUUUUUGUUUACUUCAAAUAAAGUAGCAUCAAGAUUUUAUUUCCUAUAUUAUUUUGUAGUAUCUUUUUUGUUUACUUCAAUAAAGUAGCAUCAAGAUUUUGUUUCCUAUAUUA